AUAAUAUUCUGAUCAUCAAAAUUGUGAAGAAUAACUUCACAGCGAUUUCUCUAUAUAAAAGCACAUAUCAUUUCCAGUUACCAUACCAUAUUCUCUUUUCAUUGUUUUGGACUUUCAUUUGUUCCUUUUAAUGGACAAAUCUACAACAAUGGCGACUGCUGAACAGAAAGAGAAGCCGCACGUUGCGUUCCUCCCAAGCCCUGGCAUGGGACACAUCAUUCCACUCUUUGAGUUCGCCAAACGCCUAGUAAUCAACCACGGCUUCCACGUCAGCUUCUUCGUCAUCACUACCGGAGCUUCCGCCGCACAAAAUGAACUUUUCCGAUCAGAUAACCUUCCCACCGGUUUCCAUGCCGUCGAAAUCCCGCCGGUGGAAAACAUCUCUUCAUUUUUCACCGACGAUAUGAGAGUAGUCACCCGACUCUCUAUCAUAGUCCGCGAAUCACUCAAACAAUACCUCUCCUCACUUCUAAUAACACAUCGCCCAAAAGCUUUGAUCAUUGAUUUGUUCUGUACUGACGCUUUUGAGAUUUGCAAAGAGGUUUCAAUUCCUGUUUACUCUUUCUUCACUGCCUCUACUCUUUUGAUGGCUUUCUCUUUGUAUCUUCCAACACUUGACCGGGAAGUCAACGGCGAGUUCGUUGACCUUCCCGAACCUAUUCAAACUCCUGGAUGCAAUCCAAUAUGCCCUCACGACCUCCUAGACCAGGUAAAAGACAGGAAAAACGAUGAGUACAAAUGGUAUUUACUUCACGUCAGCAGAAUACCAUUGGCCGCCGGAAUAUUUGUCAACAGUUGGGAUGAUCUUGAACCAGUGACCCUUGAAGCUCUUAAAGAAAAUUCAUUUUUCCAAAAUAUACCUAUUCCGCCUGUUCAUACUCUAGGGCCAUUGAUCAAACAAGAUGAAGUCGUUACAGAAAAGGAUGCUGAGAUUUUGACGUGGUUGGAUAAUCAGCCGUCUGAUUCUGUUCUGUUUGUGGUGUUUGGUAGUGGCGGCACCUUGACAAGUGAACAACUUACUGAAUUAGCUUGGGGUCUUGAAAUGAGUCACCAAAGGUUCAUCUUAGUGGCCCGUAAACCAAGUGAUGCAAGUGCCUCGGCAGCAUAUUUCAACGUGGGCAGCGAUGAAAAUGAUCCAUUGAUGUACUUGCCGGAAGGAUUUGCGAAGAAAACUGAGGGAAGGGGUUUGGUAGUGCCUUCUUGGGCCCCACAAGUAGCAAUUCUAAAUCACCCAUCUACCGGAGCAUUUCUUUCGCACUGUGGAUGGAAUUCGACUUUAGAGAGCGUAGUCCACGGCGUGCCGAUGAUUGCAUGGCCCCUUUACGCGGAGCAGAGGAUGAACGCCGCCUUUUUAGCGGAGGAGGUCGGCGUGACAAUGAAAUUUCCGGUAGCCCCCGGCGAAGAGCUGAUAAGCCGAAAGGAGAUUGAAAAGAUGGUGAGAAUUGUAAUGGAAGGGGAGAAAGGCAUGGCUAUGAGACGUAGAGCACAAGAGCUCAAAGAAAGUGCGAAAAUUGCACUUCACAAUGGGGGCUCCUCUGAUGAUUCGCUUUGUCGUGUUGUUCAGUUUUGGAAAUCUGAUCAGUCAUUGUGUAGCUGAAAAAAGACGUGUGCGAAAUUAUUUUGACUGUUUUGGUGCUUCUACGUGUUUUGACUAGUCAAUCAAAUGAAUAAAAUCUAUGAUGCUUCCUUUAAA
Messenger RNA from Nicotiana tabacum (common tobacco), 1693 nucleotides. RefSeq names its product hydroquinone glucosyltransferase-like. Lineage: Eukaryota; Viridiplantae; Streptophyta; Magnoliopsida; Solanales; Solanaceae. Gene Ontology annotation, molecular function: UDP-glycosyltransferase activity. The record is from RefSeq and is a predicted model, not a curated record.